CUAUCCGGAGACUGACACGUGUGCGUUUCGUGUUAUUAUUUCUGCUCUUCGGGAGCUUCUUCGUCUCUCGCCGCCCUUCUCCAUGCUCGCCGCAGUGAGAUCCAUGUGAUUUCGAGAUUCUAGGUGUCUUGUUCGUCAAAUGGCGUCUUCCUCUUGGCAGUGCUUAGUUGGGCAUAGGUCAUUCUUCCAUGGUGAGUCCAGGUUCCUGUCCAAAUCUGAACUCUUCAGAACUAUGCAGUUUUUGAAGAGGAACACAUCAGAGUUCGUUGCUCACAAAAAUUCUUUUGCUGCACAUCCCCAGAAGAGUUUGUGCAGCCAAGUAGGUGCACUACCAGAUCUUUGUGAUUUUUUUUGGGAAAAGGAUCCAACUCCUAUAUUAGACAUGAUUGAUACACCAGUUCAGUUGAAGAAUCUGUCUCACAAAGAAUUAAAACAAUUGGCCACUGAAAUUCGUUCUGAGAUAUCUUUCAUUAUGUCAAAUGCUCGUAGACCUUAUAAAGCAAGUCUUUCUGUGGUAGAGUUGACAGUGGCGAUACAUUAUGUUUUCCAUGCACCGAUGGACAAGAUACUUUGGGAUGAUGGUGAACAGACAAAUGCACAUAAGAUUCUGACUGGGAGGCGCUCUUUUAUGCAUACUCUUAAGCAAAAAAAAGGUCUCUCAGGUUUCACUUCUCGAGCAGAGAGUGACUAUGAUGCAUUUGGAGCUGGGCAUGGAUGCAAUAGCAUAUCUGCCGGACUUGGCAUGGCAGUUGCAAGAGAUAUUCAAGGAAAGAAGAAUCGUGUUGUGGCAAUUAUAAAUAAUUGGACAACAAUGGCUGGUCAGGUCUAUGAGGCAAUGAGCAAUGCUGGAUAUCUUGAUUCUAACAUGAUAGUGAUUUUAAACGAUAGUAGGCAUUCUUUACAUCCGAAGCUUGAUGAUGGAUCAAAAAUGGCAAUCAGUCCGCUCUCCAGUAGUCUAAGCAAGCUCCAAUCUAGUAGAUCUUUCCGGAGAUUCAGGGAAGCUGCAAAGGGAAUAACAAAAAGAAUUGGUAAAGCCGUGCAUGAAUUGGCAGCCAAAGUAGAUGAGUACGCACGUGGUAUGAUUGGUCCUCCUGGAGCUACUCUCUUUGAAGAGCUUGGAUUGUACUACAUUGGACCAGUUAAUGGGCACAAUAUUGAUGAUCUAGUUUGUGUACUUAAUGAAGUGGCAUUAUUAGAUUCAACUGGUCCUGUUUUAGUACAUGUCAUCACAGAGGACGAGAAGGGCUUGGAAUCUACUGACGAAGGGACCUCAAAAUCAUGCCCUUUAGUAUCAGAUUCGAAGUCCAUGAAAAGCAGCCUCAGGACGUUCAAUGAUGUUCUUGUGGAAACUCUAGUAGCAGAAGCAGAAAGGGACAAAUCAAUUGUGGUAGUCCAUACUGGCAUUGCAGUUGAUCCAUCUCUUAAGCUUUUCCAGUCCAGAUUUCCAGAUAGAAUCUUUGAUAUAGGAAUGGCAGAACAACAUGCUAUUACUUUUUCAGCAGGAUUAUCUUGUGGAGGCAUGAAACCAUUCUGCAUAAUUCCAUCAACAUUCUUACAAAGAGGAUAUGAUCAGGUCAUUGAAGAUGUGGAUCUGCAGAAAGUUCCUGUAAGAUUUGCCAUCAGUAAUGCUGGGCUUGUUGGAUCUGAAGGUCCUACUCAAUCAGGAAUUUUUGAUAUUACAUUCAUGGCAUGCUUGCCAAAUAUGAUUGUCAUGGCACCAUCAGACGAAGAUGAACUCAUUGACAUGGUAGCUACUGCUGUUCGUAUCAACGAUAGGCCUAUCUGUUUCCGAUAUCCUAGAAUGGCCCUUUUGGGAAAUGGUAGUUCAUUACAUAACGGGAUUCCUAUUGAGAUCGGGAAGGGAGAGAUCCUAGUGGAAGGAAAGCAUGUGGCUCUUCUUGGCUAUGGUGUGAUGGUUCAGAAUUGCCUGAAGGCCCGAUCUUUGCUUGCUAGUCUCGGUAUUGAGGUAACUGUUGCUAGCGCCAGGUUUUGCAAGCCACUUGACAUUGAGCUCAUCCGAGAGCUAUGUCAGGACCAUGAGUUUUUGAUAACGGUUGAGGAAGGAACUGUCGGCGGCUUUGGUGCUCAUGUUUCUCAAUUCCUGGCUCUUGAUGGCUUGCUUGAUGGAAGAGUGAAGUGGCGGCCCGUGUUGCUACCGGAUAAUUACAUCGAGCAUGCAUCCCCAAGGGAGCAACUAGAUAUUGCUGGAUUGACCGGCCAUCACAUUGCAGCGACAGCAUUAAGUCUGCUAGGGCGUUUUCGCGAAGCCUUCAGCUUGAUGCGGUAGAACUGCUCUAACUUCGCGGGCAAAAUGGAUAGACACAAAGGAGUUGAUUGGGUUCCUAUAAGAUGUCUAUGAUACUACGAUUUUUUUGCAGAGGCUGCCAGAGUAUCUAAAUUGAGUUUCUUUCGGUCGGCUUAAUGAAGUGGCUUUUCAGUAUGAGCUGCAUUUGGUGAUGAAAUGGGUCGACUGCCAUCGUCUUUUGCCAUUAUGCUGUCGAUAGUCAUAAACCGUUUUGAGCAAUCAUGGAAAGCAAAUGCCUUCAGCAUCGAAUCGGGAACGAAAGGAUCUGUAUUUUGUUAUCUGUGUAGGUAUUAUACGUAAGCUAUCAUCGUGCCAUGUUCCAUGUGCAAUCGCAUUAGCAAUGUUAAUGGCUUCAUUCGGUGUA
Zingiber officinale is the source of this 2669-nucleotide messenger RNA. Its product is annotated as probable 1-deoxy-D-xylulose-5-phosphate synthase, chloroplastic. Lineage: Eukaryota; Viridiplantae; Streptophyta; Magnoliopsida; Zingiberales; Zingiberaceae. The record is from RefSeq and is a predicted model, not a curated record. Gene Ontology annotation, molecular function: 1-deoxy-D-xylulose-5-phosphate synthase activity. Gene Ontology annotation, biological process: terpenoid biosynthetic process. The coding region runs from base 140 to 2287 and encodes 715 amino acids. The transcript is spliced from 11 exons.